GUCCACCCGAUCGAUCCCUGAACCCGCAUCCAUCUUCAACGCCGCCUCUCGUCGCGGCACCCGGGCCUGCAGCAUGUCCUGCAGGUGAUCUACUUGUUCAAUUGAGCUUGACCAAGCACACGGGACCUCUCAAUGCCCUGUCUAGCCCGCCAUGGACGACCCAUAGCGAGGUCUCUCUCCUCGCUCAUCCCGGCCUCAUGCACGACUUUCGGCUUCAUCCGACGCGGCUUCUCCACCGACGCGGCCUCUCACCCUUCCAACAAAACCCAAGUCUACAUCUCCAAGUCCCGGGACCCGCUCCUCAACCUCUCCGCCGAGCACCACCUACUGCAGAUCACGCCAGCCGAAUCCACUGUCCUCAUCCUCUAUGUCAACUCGCCUUGCGUCGUCUUUGGGCGCAACCAGAACCCCUGGCUCGAGACCAACCUACCGCGCCUCGCCCAGAUCGUGACGGAGCCCGGCACACUGGGGUGGACCGAUGGUCCCGUUCAGCUCAUCCGCAGGCGCUCCGGCGGAGGCACUGUCUUCCACGACGCCGGCAACGUCAACUUCAGCGUCAUAUGCCCACCUGCCGCCUUUGACCGCGACAAGCACGCAAGGAUGGUUGUCAGGGCGCUCAAGUCUCUGGGGCGGCCCAUGACGCGCGUCAAUGAGCGCCACGACAUCGUCAUGGACGUCGACAGCACCGAUUCGCAGACAAUAGCCACCACCUCCUCAGGCACCACCUUCAAGGUAUCCGGUUCUGCAUACAAGCUCACCCGUCUACGCUCACUACACCAUGGGACGUGUCUCCUGCGCAGUCCAAACCUCUCCGGUAUAUCAGGCAUGUUGCGCUCCCCGGCAGAGCCCUUCAUCAAGGCCCGCGGCGUCGACAGCGUACGCAGCCCCGUUCGCAACCUGGACCUCGACAACGCCGAUUUUGAGGACGCUGUAGUGGAGCAAUUCCGCCAAAUGUACGGCGACUUUGAUGUCCGCGCCGACUUUGGUAGCGAUGCGCUGGCCGUGGGCAAAAUCAGUGCGGGAUACGAAGAGCUGGGCUCAAGAAGCUGGACAUACAGCCAGACGCCGCGGUUCACUUUCUGCACGCAUCCCUUCCAGGACGAUCCUAGGGUGAGGCCCGAGCUGCCUUUCGAUCUCAAGAUUCACUUCGAGGCUCGGCAUGGCCUGAUUGAGCAGUUCAGCAUUGAAGGUAACGAGAGUGCAGACACGGCAUCUCUCGUCAAGUCAUCAUUGCACGACAUCGGCGACUGGACUGAGCCACUGACGCAAGCUGGCCUAAGCCAGUCAGACGCUGCGGACGUUGGGUCUUGGUUGAAUGGUGUCCUUGGAACGCUGUUCACGAGGCCAUAGGUAAGUGCCUUACGCGUAUCAGACUCUGAGUUGUCAAUUUGCUUCUCGCGAGCGACUUGUUCCACCGCAUACACCUCGGACAAGCUAUCUAGUAUUCGAGGUGAUACCCAAGCAAUGGAGUAGGGUGGCUGGCAAGGGAUGUAAUAGCAAUGACGCUCCCAGCUGCUAGAGCAGGCGAUAAUACCCUCAAAGACACCUUUUCGCACAAGGGAAUGUAUGCGAGAGCCAUAUAAUACACAAACUUUUGUACUCUC
Messenger RNA from Purpureocillium takamizusanense, 1604 nucleotides. RefSeq names its product Lipoate--protein ligase. Bases 133 to 1350 code for a protein of 405 amino acids. The transcript is spliced from 2 exons. NCBI's taxonomy places the organism in Eukaryota, Fungi, Ascomycota, Sordariomycetes, Hypocreales, Ophiocordycipitaceae. The record is from RefSeq and is a predicted model, not a curated record. Gene Ontology annotation, molecular function: lipoyltransferase activity. Gene Ontology annotation, cellular component: cytoplasm; mitochondrion. Gene Ontology annotation, biological process: protein lipoylation.